Molecule: messenger RNA, 1218 nt
Organism: Diabrotica balteata
Lineage: Eukaryota; Metazoa; Arthropoda; Insecta; Coleoptera; Chrysomelidae
Source: the annotation of a GenBank genome assembly
AAUAUGGACCCUUGGAUGUGUUGUCAAACAGACAUUACAAUUUCGGAAAAUAACAUUACAAAAUUUGAAUUUGAAGAUAAUUUCACGCCCUCAUUAAGUAACAAAUUACCCGAUUCUGAAGAAUAUCUCGCAUUAUUAGAAGAAAAACUAAGAAAAAUAAAAAACGACCCAAACAUUUUAACUCAAUUGGCAGCAAAGAGAGAGGCGUGUAUGGAGCAACUGCUUAACGGUGUUAAUGGUAACGGUAUUGAUCAUUUUGAUGAAGACAUUCUUGAUUUAGAUGAACCUACAGCCAAUUCUCAAGUACUUAGAGCCAUAGCCCCUCAAAGACAGGCUUUAAACCGAGGAAAGAUUGUAGAAUUCAUAAAGUACGACCAGCUAGAUAAUGAAGAGGGUGAUUCACCCAUAAACAGGAGUACAGACUCUAUUAACAACUAAUAGUUUUACAGGAAAACAUGAAACCUUUGCUGUUUCUUUUGAAACUAGCUUGGGACUGUAGGUAUCGUCUUCCACUUCUCAUAACAGUAGGUUUUAUGGUGUUAGAUGUCAGAAUGCAAUUAGAUAUCAAUGUUCAAACAAGAAGGAUGCCUAGACGUCCUCCUCCCCGAUUGAACGCAGUGCAGGAAAAUGAUUUAGGUGACAAUGAUAAUGCGUCAAAUGAAUCUUGGAGUACAGUUGAAGAAUUCGACGUCUCAGAUGUUGAACUAUAUUCAUAAUGCAAGACUGCUGUUAAAAGAAGUGAUUUAUUUUAUAUUUAGGUUUUAUUUAUCUAUAUAUAUACAUGCAGGUAUAAUAAUGUAACUUAUGCAAAAGUAUAGCAAAUAUUAUUUUACUAGAUUAUCGCUCCUACCCUAUGCACUUAUUUUACUAAAAAAUAUUUACAACUCUAUUUUUUUCAUAAUAUAUAAUAAGUAUAUUGUUACUACGAAAUUCAAUAUUAUGAUUUCAAUAAUGGUUCAUGAUUGGAUUUUGUGUUUGUAAUGACAUGUAUAUUUUAAAACUAUAUAUAAAAACAUUUCGUAUUGUAAUUUGGAAUGACUUUCAGCAUAGCCUCACUAAAACAACCUUAGAACAUAAAUAGCAGCAAUGCGAUUCUUGGUCCAUUCAGUUUGACUGGAGACAUGCCUUAAUUCGAAUAUUUUUGUCAGUCUAUGUUGAAAGAACCGAUAAAUACCUACUUUCCGUUUUAUAUUAAUAAAUAUAAAUUAACUACCUACU